AACAAUAAAAACAAAACUUGAAAAUAAAAUAAUAAUUUUGAGGUGUGAGUGCCCUUAUUAAAAGGGAAUCAACACUAUAGAGAAUUUACUUUCUUGAAGUAAAGAGCCAAAUAGAAGAAAACGGAGAUCAAUAAUAGAUUCAGGUGAACUCAGUAACUUUAGCUUAAAUUAUAUAAUUAUUUGUUAUAAUAUAUAUAAAUUAUUGAUUUCAAAUCUACCAACUCAAAUGAGUGAUAAGAAAAUGGAAAAAGAAGAUGGGGUGAGGACAGUGGAGUGUCUAAGAGGAAGAUUAAUUGCAGAAAGAGCAGCUUCUAAAAGAGCAAAAGAAGAUGCAGAGUUUAUGGGAAACAAGUUACAGCUGAUUGAACUGGAGACAAAGUUGAAAGAAGAGAGCAAAUCAAGAAACAAAGCUGAGAAAAAGCUCAAAUAUUUUAUAAAAAAGCUUGAAUCAAUGAACAUAUGUUAUAUUUCAGAUGAAUCAGAGCACUCAAGUUUGUUUGAUAAAAGUGAAAUUUCAUCUGUUACGUCUACAACAACUACUAGUAACAGCAGCAAAAUAAUUUCUGAACAAAAUUCCCAAUUUAAAGACUCAAUGAUCAUUGAUUUUCAAGAUUCUCAAGAGCUCAUAUCCCAAGAAAACAAUUCUAAGGAGCUGGAAUUCUCAAAUUCAGAUGCUAAUAGCUCAAAGUCUAUAGUCCAAGAGGAAGAAAAAAGUGAAGAAGACAAUGUCAAUAGCUCUUUGGCAUUAGUUCCUAUAGAUUUGCCAAAGCCAAAAUCAAUUGAUCCAAUUGUUCUUGAUACUACUGUUAGAGAAGUUCUUGAUGCACUAAGGCAUGCUAAAGAGAAACUCCAGACACAAAUGGAGAGAGGACGCGGUACGAUUAAAGUUGGCUAACUUAGAUAUAUAACAAAUCUUGUUCGUUUUGAUCUGAAGUACCAUUAGGCGGCUAAUCAAUAUUUAUAGUCAGUGAGUUCAAACUGAACGUGGUCAUAUUAUAUAUGUAUAUAUUUCAAAUUAUUUCUUUGCACCAUUUAUAUGUUGAUAAUGUCAUACAAUGUGUAAGCAAACUGAGGUCGAUGCCAUGUGAUACUCUUGUAAUAAAGGAUAUUAUUUGGUAACGAAAGAUAUUUAUUGAA
Molecule: messenger RNA, 1137 nt
Organism: Solanum pennellii
Lineage: Eukaryota; Viridiplantae; Streptophyta; Magnoliopsida; Solanales; Solanaceae
Exons: 4
Coding region: 227-895 (222 amino acids)
Source: RefSeq, a predicted model, not a curated record